CACACUGCCCAACAGAUGUUACUCUCAGUGGAUUUUUCAUCGUGUUCGCUUCGUUACGGAUAUUGAAGGCUUAUUUUCCAAACACCAUUUUAUCUUUAUAUACGCAAUUUGGCUGCAAUUUUAACAAAAGUAAAUAUAUAAUUCUGUAAAAAAUUAAAAAUAUAAUAAAUUAAAUCAAAUUGCCAAAAAAGCUCCAAUUGGAACGCGAGCUGCAGCGCGCAAAAGCCGAGCCCUAUCAUACAUACUUAUGUAUGCAUGUAUAAGUGCACUGCAGUUUCCAAUUGUUUGAUUGUGUGGGUGUUUGACAGGCAUUUUUUUGCUAUAAAUUCCGCAACGGUGAUUUAUAUAAAAUUUUUUUAAUGUUGUAAUAUUUAUAUAUUUGUAAAAAGUGAUCGUUUAAAAUACCAAAAAAAAAAAAACAAAUACUUUGAGAACUGAUUUAACGAUUCCAAUUUCCAAUUGCAUUUUGUGUGCAUUCACAUCUAUUGCCAACAAUCCCACGCGUAGCAGAGAACACAAAAUCUCACUCACACACACACGCACACAGAAGCAUAAUACAUACGAAUCCCAACGCCAAAAGCAAGUUGCCAAACAAAAAACAGAAAGAAAAACCGAAAAAAAAACAACAAACAGGCUCCAGCAAUUGCAGCGCGCCAACAUCGCCGUCGCUGCAUUUAGCCCAGCGUUGACGUUGUUGUUGUUAGUAGGCCGCAGACGGAUAAGAGCACAAAAGGCAAUCAAAAAGUACACACGCUGAGCCUAUCGAAGCGGCAACAAGCAAAACACACAAGGAACACAAGGAAAGUCAAGCACCUGGUAACACAGUACAACAAAGGAGAUAAAAGAAAGAGACGAAGAGAGAGAGAGAGAAAGAGAUACAUAUUAUAUAAAUAAAAGUGUAAGAAAGAGAGAUCAAUUGUGUAGCUUGUUGCAAGUAACGAACAGAAGAGGAGUGAGCAAAACAAACGAAAGAUCCACGCAUUGAGAGUGACCGAGAAGGAGUAGGAGCAGGAGCAGGAGCAAGUGCUUAGCAGCAUGGAGCUGGAGUCAAACAACAAACACGCCAACGGUGGUGACACUUCCGGCGUUGGAGUUGCUGGCUCCGAUUCAAAGGAAAGCUCCGUGGAACGUGAACUGAAUGGUGAGAUUGAGGCGGUCGAGCUGAAUGGCAGCUCAUCCAAUGGCCAUCAUCAUCAUCAUCAUCAUCAUGGUGGUCACAUGAAGAAGCCGUUGCCCGUUGGCGAUGGUCACGACUAUCGCGUGAAGCGCAAGGCCAAACGCCUCAUCCAAAGACAAAACAGCGGCAGCGGUGUCUCCAGCACAUCUCUGCCAAAUGGAGUGGUAGCCAGUGCUGCUGCUGGUGGUGGUAGUGGUGGUAGUGGUUCCGCUGCAGCUGGUUCCACCAAUGCCACGCUGUCAUCACUGGCCAAUGGCAUGCUACCGGUGGGCACUGGUUAUGUGGUGCCACAUCGACGCUGGAAGAAUAGUCGUAGAUCCCGCAAUUUGACACGGGGUCGUGGACUGCCCAAAAAGGGUGGAGCCGGCGGCAAGGGUGUAUGGGGAUUACCCGGCUCAGAGGCGCUCGCCGAGGUCUAUGAGGAUGAGAAUGAUCCCAACUAUGACAGCGAGUGCAAUGAUCGCAAUGUGGAGCUGCGUGAGGUCAUCACGGAAAUAACGCCCGAGGAGUUCUUUAAGCUCGCCGAGCCGAUUGUCCUGGAGUACUACGAGCAUGGGGAUACUCAUGAGGUGGCGGUCAGUUUCGAUGAGAUACUGCAGAGUCCGUUGCGUGAGCAUAUUACCAGUAUUCUGGUGGAGAUUGCCAUGGAUCAUAAGGACUCGCAGCGGGAGAUGACAUCGGUGCUUAUUUCGGAUCUAUAUGGUCGCGUUAUCACCGGCAAGGACAUCGAGAAGGGCUUCAACAUGUUGCUGGCCAAUCUACCCGACCUCAUUCUGGAUACACCCGAGGCGCCAGUGAUGCUCGGCAACUUUAUGGCCCGGGCAAUUGCCGAUGACUGCAUGCCGCCCAAAUUUGUUAGCCGACCCGAGGAGCACCAGCAUCUGAAUGAGCAUGCCGAGGAGGCAUUACGUCGGGCCGACGCACUGCUCCAUAAGCAGGUGUGGGCACAUCUCGAUAAUGUUUGGGGCAUGGGCGGACCACUGCGACCGGUGAAGACAAUCACCAAACAGAUGACGCUGCUGCUCAAGGAAUAUCUGUCGUCCCGCGAUGUGGCCGAGGCGCAACGUUGCCUCCGUGCCCUCGAGGUGCCGCACUAUCAUCAUGAGCUCGUCUAUGAGGCAAUUGUUAUGACUCUCGAAUCGCUCAGCCAGACCACCGAGGAGGCUAUGUGUGAGCUGCUUAAAUCGCUGGAUCUAACCUGUCUGGUUCUUCCAGCGGGCAUGGAGCAGGGCUUCAUGCGAGUCUACGAUGACAUGGCGGACAUUGUGCUGGACGUGCCAUUGGCGUAUAUAAUACUCGAUCGAUUUGUGGAGCGUUGUAAUCGUGCUGGCUUCCUCACCGACAAGAUUAUCAACAAUGUGCCAUCCCGUGGUCGCAAGCGUUUCGUCUCGGAGGGCGACGGUGGUCACGUUAAGCCGGCCACUUUGCCCAUGCGCGAUUAAGGAUUGAGGAUUGAUUGAUGCCUCUCCACAAAAUACUACAUCAACAACAACAAAAUCAAGCAAAAAAAAACAAAAACAAAAAAAAAGAGUUGUUAGAAGCAAUAGGUUCUAACAUAUUUGGCGAAAUUCAAGCCAAACAAAAAUCCCGCAGUAUAAAACUAAAACGAGGCAGCAACAACAACAGCGCAGCAGCAUAAGAAGAAGAACCAAAAAAGAAAACUUGUUUGAAACAAGCAACGCAAGACGAGACGACGACGAACAAGACGCUAAAAGGCAAUCUCAAGUCAGGCUGAGACGUGCAAAGCAAAGC
Molecule: messenger RNA, 2929 nt
Organism: Drosophila innubila
Lineage: Eukaryota; Metazoa; Arthropoda; Insecta; Diptera; Drosophilidae
Gene: Pdcd4
Product: programmed cell death protein 4
Exons: 5
Coding region: 1036-2619 (527 amino acids)
Biological process (GO): negative regulation of DNA-templated transcription
Cellular component (GO): nucleus; cytosol
Source: RefSeq, a predicted model, not a curated record